UCCCGACGCCGAGGGCCCGGCGGUUCGCGACCCGCCGUCCUCUUACCUUCAGAAACCCGCCGCACGCCGGGCAUCCGGCGGCCAAGUCGGCCGGCGGCGCCCCCGGGAGGGCGCGGACUUCGGUUCCCGGGACCGCGAGUUUUACGGCCGGCUAGGGCUCAAGGACGACGGGGAGGAGCGGUUCGAGCUGGAGACGGACCGAGGCGGCGGCGCGGGAUCGAGGGAGGGAAGUGGGAGCGGCGGGAGUGAUGCGGCGGAAGGCGGAAACUUGGGCGCCGACAUGCCGGCGCGGUCCGGGGUGGAAGAGGAGGAGGUGCUCCUAAGCGGCGACGGCGGCGAUGCCGGCGUCGCGUUGAGGGAAGAGGAAUCAGAGAGUAAAUUGAGGGUGAGGAGUGGGCGACAGGUGAUGAGGCGAUCGAGCAUGGUGGCGAAGCAAGUGAUCAGCGUCGAAUCUGCUCUUGGCUUGGGGUUCGUCUCUCAGCUCUGGGUGGAUACCGCCUCGUGGAACGUCGUGAUUGUGGAAGUGAGGCCGAAUUUGCUUUCUGGUGAUUCAGAGAGAUUUCUUCUUGAAGAUGUCUGCCAGGUAGGUGAUGUUGUGCUUGUUGAGAAUGAGAGGGUAAUGGAGAAUGAGUUGAAAAUGGUGGGGCUGGAGACAUUGGUAGGGUAUGAAGUUGUAACUCCUGGCAGAAGAAGUAUUGGCAAGGUCAGAGGUUACACAUUUAAUGUUAAUUCAGGGGCUCUCGAGUCCCUCGAGCUUGAUUCAUUCGGUAUCUCAAUCAUUCCAUCAAGUUUGGUGAGUACUUAUGCUUUGUUUGUUGAGGAUGUGCUAGAAGUUGCAUCGGAUAAAGUGUUAGUGCAUGAAGCUGCAGCGGCACGCUUACAGAGGCUAACAAAGGGUUGGUGGGGUGCCCAGAAGGUUGGGAAAUCCUUCAACGAAGUGGAAGAAUAUUAUGAUCUUGAAGAAGACGGAUUAGCUAAUGAUCGCCGCACAAGAAGAGAAUUCCGGCGCAGGAGAUCCCGCCCUAAAUCGAGGGAAAAUCAGGACGACUUGGACCUUCCAAUGGACUUUUUAUGAUCCCUGAGCAUACGCACUAUCCCGGCAUUUAGCGUACAACCAUUACUCCGUGGAGGACCUUACAGUCGAAGUCCAUAAAAGGGCUCUUUGGUGAUGCUCGUUACCCGUCGAUCAGCUCGAAAGAGCCCACAGGAGCCUUUUCUGUCAAGUACUAUAGUGAUUGCGACGGAGCAUUCGACAGAAUUCGAGGAACGACAGCUGCAAUUCGAUGCAGGUUUGGAUGAGCAAAAGGAGGCCAGAAGAGUAGGCGAUUGAAGAUUGACUUGGUAGCUUUUUCCAAUCUUUGCUCCAAUGCAUUAAGGAUUCUUAAUGAUUUGAGCCAUGUAUAAAGCCUUGUAUUGCGCCAAAACCAUGAGGUCUGAUGGACCCUGCACUAUGGCAUUCCUUGGAGCACUGUGAAUAAUUCCAUAUUAUUGAUAAUCGUAGUCGCAACGGCCGCAUUGCGCA
Messenger RNA from Eucalyptus grandis, 1522 nucleotides. RefSeq lists its product as uncharacterized. The record is from RefSeq and is a predicted model, not a curated record. The coding region runs from base 281 to 1075 and encodes 264 amino acids. The transcript has 7 exons. NCBI's taxonomy places the organism in Eukaryota, Viridiplantae, Streptophyta, Magnoliopsida, Myrtales, Myrtaceae.